Messenger RNA from Zonotrichia leucophrys gambelii, 1784 nucleotides. Its product is annotated as basic proline-rich protein-like. The record is from RefSeq and is a predicted model, not a curated record. Lineage: Eukaryota; Metazoa; Chordata; Aves; Passeriformes; Passerellidae.
AAUUCAAGCGAGCUCUGGCGCUCAACGGCCGCUGCCUCCGGCCCCGCCCGCCGGCGCGUGAGGAGGCGUGGCCUCGCGGCAGCUUUUCCACCAUGAGCCACCACCCCCAGCACCGCGAGGUCCCACGGCGAGCGCAGCGCCCCCUCCCCAGCCCGGGCACCAAGCCCAGACCCGCCAAACCCCCCAGACCCAAACGGCUCCGCACCAAACGCGAGCGCGACGCCGCCAAGUUCGGCCCCAAGCCGCCCCCCGUGGGGGGCUCCCGCCCACCCUGGGUCCCCCACCGCUGGCUGCAGCCCCCCCAGCGCGGGGGUCUCGCUCUGGGCAGCCCCCUGGGCCCCCCCAAGCCCGUGGUGAUCACCCAACACCGCCUGUGCCACCGUGGCCUCUUCAACCGCGAGGUGAAAUCGCUGGACGUCCGCCGCCUGCUGACCCCGGGCCCCGCCGGGGACGGACCCCCAGCCCCGGCCCCCCGAACUGGGGAGGGGGCGCAGGGCGGGGGUCUCCCGGGCGAGGCGCUGGAGGAGCUGGUGGCGGGGCUGGCCUCGCUGCUGGGCGGCCUGGGGCUGUUUGUGGGGCGGGAUUUGGUCAGCGAGCGGCGCCGCAGCCUCGUGGCUGUGUUCAGGAAGCACCACCCGCGGGGACCCCCGGACCUGGGCGUGUUCCUGGCCCACCGGACCUCGGCCCAGCCCUCAGGUACUGCCCCCGACCCGAGGGGAGGGAGCUUUUCACCCCAAAAUAUUGUCCCCUUAAAUCAAGUGCUGUCUCCAGCAGGGACCCCCCGGGAAGAGGCAAGGCCGGGACCCCCAGGACGAGUGGUCAGUUUGGGGGGGUGGGAGGUGGGGGACCCCCCUGCUGGGACCCCCAGCCCACUUCAUGUUGGCCACACGGUGAGUGCCCCAAAAUGCCCCAAAAGUCUGCCCCCCCACACCCCCAGCCCCAUUUUUGGAGCUCUCCGAGAGCGGGAGAACCCUUUCUCGUGGAGCUCGGCCGAGGAUGAGGAGGAUGAGACCCCCGGGGGGCUCCCCCAGACCUGGGCUGGUCCCGGGGGGCUCCUGCCGCCGCCCCCCCUUCUGGAGAUCCCCCCAGUCUGGAGCCCGGAGCGCCGCAAGGCCCCCCCGGACCCCCCCAGGCCCGUGUGGGACCCCCCCAGACCCCCGUGGAACCCCCGACCCUGGAGCCCGGAGCUGCCCGCGGCCGUCCUGGACCCCCCCAGGCCCCCCCGGACCCCCCAGCUCUGGAACCCGGAGCCCCCCCGGGCCCCGCUGGAUGCCCCCAGACCCCCGAGGGACCCCCCGAGAUCCCACUGGGACCCCCCAGACGCCCCCAGGCCCCUCUGGGAUUCCCCAGAUCCCAGCCAGAGCCCCCCGCUCUGGAGCGCGGCGCCCCCCUGGGACCCCCCGGCUGCCCCCAGACCCUCACGGGACCCCCGCCCCUGGAGCCCGGAGCCGCCGGGAGCCCCCCAGGACACGACGGAACCGUCACGAUGCUGCUGCCGCCGCCGGCUCUGUCGCGACAUGGCCCAGCGCCGCAACCCGCUCUGCCACCAGCGCGCCGCCCGUCCCUGUCACGACCCUUUCCACCGCGCCCCGCCCCCUCUCUGUCGCGACAUGCCGUGUCGCGACCCCCCCCGCUGCUGCCACCAGCCCCCCAAGCGGCGCCGGCCCGACUGGGGAGGGGUCGGGGGGCGCCCCUGGGGAGGGGGCUCCUCCCCCUCGCCCCCCGUCCCGGGCGGCUGCGGGUGCGCCUGCAGGGGCGGCUGCUGGGCAGGCGCUUCCCGGUGA